AUGGGCAAUCAAUAACAAAUAUUGAAAUUGACAAAGACCAAAUAAUUUAAACGUAAGAGAUCUACUAAUUAAAUAGCAAACUCUGUCAUUGUAAUCACAGGAGCUUCAAGUGGAAUUGGACGAGAGUUAGCAUUACAAUAUGCCACCAGAGGAGUCAAAUUAAUGUUGGCUGCGAGAUCAGAAGAAGAAUUAUAGCAAGUUUGUGCAUUAUGUGAAUAACUGGGAUCUAGAGCUCACUAUAAGAUCACAGAUGUAUCUAAAGAAGAGGACUGCAAAUUGUUGAUAGAGGAGACAGUGAGAAUAUACAAUAGAAUUGAUAUUGUAGUGCUGAAUGCAGGAGUCAAUGCUCAUUCAUUUUUUGAAGAAUUCAAAGACUUAUCAGUUUUCAAGAAAAUAAUGGAUGUCAAUUUUUAUGGAUAUGUAUAUUGUACUAAAUAUGCAUUACCACAUAUAAGAAAGAGUUCAGGCUAGUUUGUUGUAAUGUCUUCGAUUUCAGGGGAGAUUGGCCUACCUUACAGAGUGCCAUAUUGCAGCUCAAAAUUUGCUGUAACAGGGUUUUUUGAAGCACUUAGAACAGAAUUGGAAGAUUUCAAUGUAGCAAUAACAAUAGUGUGUCCUCCAAGUGUACGCACUCCAAUGAGGGAUCAUGAUUUAUUAAAGAAGCAUUCACCUAAGGAUGAGAGUGAGGAUAGAAUUACGAUAUCAGAAUGUGUGUCUAUGAUUUUAGAUGCAGCAGACAGAAGGGCUCGCAAAAUCUUCUUCCCGUUUAAAGCUUACAUGAGUGUGUAUGUGAGACCUAUCUUUCCUGAUUUUGUGGAUAAGAGAUUAAAAUAGAAGGCUAAGUUGUGAGAAUAAAAACAAAUUGUCAUUAU
Molecule: messenger RNA, 872 nt
Organism: Paramecium tetraurelia
Lineage: Eukaryota; Ciliophora; Oligohymenophorea; Peniculida; Parameciidae
Exons: 5
Molecular function (GO): oxidoreductase activity
Source: RefSeq, a predicted model, not a curated record